This is a messenger RNA of Penicillium oxalicum, 1548 nucleotides long. RefSeq names its product esterase-like/phytase family protein. The record is from RefSeq and is a predicted model, not a curated record. The coding region runs from base 1 to 1548 and encodes 515 amino acids. The transcript has 3 exons. Lineage: Eukaryota; Fungi; Ascomycota; Eurotiomycetes; Eurotiales; Aspergillaceae.
AUGAGGACGACAUUCACCAUUGCACUCCUGGCUUCGGUCGCAAAUGCAGCCCAUGUGAUAAACCAAACCACUUGCGCGGGUACUACUCAUAAAUAUACUGGCCUGGCGGGUUAUGGUUUCAUCCCAUCCGACGCAACAGACAAAUACGGUGAUACCAUUGGGGGUAUUGGCAGUUCAAUUGCGAUUGACCAGUCGACAUGGCGUAAGUUGAACGGUGAGCAAUACUCCGGGACAGUUUACGCAAUUCCGGAUCGUGGCUGGAAUACCAAUGGUACAUUGAACUACCAAGGGCGGAUUCACAAAUUUGAUUUGACCCUCAAAUUGGCCCACAAGGCCUCGGCAAGACAUCCAUCUGAGCCUAAUCUCCGGUUGAAAUAUCUUGACACGAUUCUCCUGACCGGUCCGGACGGUCAGCCCACCACAGGCUUGGAUGCCGAUGCGCUUGGGGCGGCCUCUUACCCCGGGUUUCCGCCUUUGCCAGUGGCAACCUACACUGGCGACGGCUUUGGAGGUUCGGGCAAGGGAGGCAAAAGGAUUGCGAUAGACGCAGAGGGAUUAGCGCUGGCUCAGGACGGCGGCUUCUGGAUCUCUGACGAGUAUGGUCCGUACGUCUACAAGUUCAGUGCCUCUGGGCGCAUGGAGCUCGCAAUUCAGCCUCCCCAGGCCUAUUUGCCUCGCCGUAACGGUACAGUCAGCUUCAGCGCCGACUCUCCUCCUUUGUAUAAUCCCUCUGAGAAACCGGAUCCCGAAGAGACCCAGUCUGGGCGAAACAAUAACCAGGGCUUCGAGGGUCUCACCGUCUCACCGGAUGGAAAGACACUUUACACGUUGAUACAAAGCUCGCUUGAUCAGGAAGGUGGUCCGGAAAAGCAGAAUCGCGAGCCUGCUCGCAUGCUGGCGUACGAUAUCUCCAGCAAAACGCCUCGUUUUAUUCAUGAAUGGGUCGUGAUGCUGCCGAGAUACAUCGACUAUACUUCCAAACACGCCAGCAAGGCCAACAAAGUUGCUUCACAGUCAGAGAUUCAUCAAUUGCCCACGGGCGAUUUCUUGAUCCUUUCACGAGACUCAGGCUUCGGACACGGGCAAGAUGAGUCGCGCUCCGUCUACCGUCAGGCAGACAUAUUUUCCGUACUGAACAACCGUUCAGUCACCGAUUUCAGAGAUCAAAGUGACUAUGACACUGCCACGGGUGCCAUUGCUUCAUCAAAUGGUGUCUUGAAAGCCGGCAUCACUCCGGCCGAGUACUGCCCUUUCCUCGAUUUCAAUGUGGAUUCCGAAUUGGCCAAAUUCCGUCUGCAUAAUGGUGGACCACAGGAUCGCUACUUGUUGAACGAGAAAUGGGAAAGCCUGGCAAUCGUGCCUGUACAUCCAUCCAAAGAGGAACAUCAUUACAAGCAACGCGAGCCGCAGGAAUAUUUCUUGUUCAGCCUCAGUGACAAUGAUUUUAUCACUCAAAAUGGUCAUAUGAAUUCGGGAAAGUUCUCAUACAAAGACGGAUCCGGAUACAACAUCGACACACAGGCCUUGGUAUUCCGAAUAAAGUUCUAG